CACUCGUCUUAUAAUGAUGAUGGUCAUAAGACAUCUCACAGUGACAACAAACUCUGCAAAUCCUCUCGGGCGUAUACGAGGAGCCACACUGGAGAAAAAACUUUUUCCUGCUCAGUUUGUGGUAAAAGAUUUGCUCAAAAGCAAAGCUUACAAAUUCACGAAAGAACCCACACUGGUGAAAAACCUUUUUCCUGCUCAGUUUGUGGUCAAAGAUUUGCUAUAAAGCAAAACUUACAAAGUCACGAAAGAACCCACACUGGUGAAAAACCUUUUUCCUGCACAUUUUGUGGUCAAAGAUUUAGUCACAAGAACAACUUAACACGACACACAAAAACCCACACUGGCGAAAAACCUUUUUCCUGUUCAGUUUGUGGAAAAGGUUUUGUUCAGGCAGGAGACUUAACAAAACACACAAGAACCCACACUGGCAAAAAGCCUUUUUCCUGCUUAUUUUGUGGUCAAAGAUUUGCCCAAAAGCAAAACUUACAAAGUCACGAAAAAACCCACACUGGAGAAAAACCUUUUUCCUGCUCAGUUUGUGGUCAAAGAUUCACUCAAAAGCAAACCUUACAAAGUCACGAAAGAACCCACACUGGCGAAAAACCCUUUUUCUGCUCGGUUUGUGAUCAAAAAUUUGCUGGAAAACAAAACUUACGAAGUCACCAAAGAACCCACAUUGCCAAAAAACCUUUUUGCUGCUCAGUUUGUGGAAAAGGUUUUGUUCAUGCGGGAGACUUAACAAAACACACAAGAACACACACUGGAGAAAAACCUUUUUCCUGCUCAGUUUGUGGUCAAAGAUUUGCUCUAAAGCAUAACUUACAAAGUCACGAAAGAAACCACACUGGAGAAAAACUUUUUUCCUGCUCAGUUUGUGGUCAAAGAUUUGCUGGAAAGCAUAACUUACAAAGUCACGAAAGAACCCACACUGGCGAAAAACCUUUUUCCUGCUCAGUUUGUGGAAAAGGUUUUGUUCAGGCGGGAACCUUAAAUCGACACACAAGAACCCACUCUGGCGAAAAACCUUUUUCCUGCUCAGUUUGUGGUCAAGGAUUCACUGAAAAGCAAAACUUAACAAAACACACAAGAACACACACUGGAGAAAAACCUUUUUCAUGCUUAGUUUGCUGUCAAAGAUUCAGUCACAAGAGCACCUUAAAACAACACACAAGAACCCACACUGGCGAAAAACCUUUUUCCUGCUCAGUUUGUGGAAAAAGUUUUGGUCAGGCGGGAACUUUAAAACGACACACAAGAACCCACACUGGCGAAAAACCUUUUUCCUGCUGAGUUUGUGGAAAAGGUUCAGUAAGGAAACUUGUCAAAACACACAAGAACCCACACUGGCGAAAAACCUUUUCCCUGCUAAGUUUGUGGUCAAGGAUUCUCUCAAAAGCAACACUUAAAAAGACACACAAGAACCCACACUGGCAAAAAACCCUUUUCCUGCUCGGUUUGUGAUCAAAGAUUUGCUGAAAAGCCAAACUUACGAAGUCACGAAAGAACCCACACUGGCGAAAAAUCGUUUGUGAUCCAAGAUAUGCUCCGCAGCAACAAUUAAAACAACACAGAAGAAACCACUCUAGUAAAAAAUCUUUUUCCUGCUCAGUUUGUGGUCAAAAAUUCAGUUACAAGAGCAACAUAAAACAACACACAAGAAACCACACUGUGCCAAUAAUACUGCAUUAAAUCGACUUUAAUAUCAGAAAACAUUGUCCAAAGAAUUGAAAUUGUAUCAUAAAAUGAGUGAUUUACACCCCACUUCUUCAAAGUACCUUUGUACAUACUUGAAGAAUACUACAAUCUCCGGUUGGCUGUAAAAUCCUUCAAGUUAAAGCCUGUAUGUGAGGUUCCACCCUUUGAGUGGAGGUCCAAAAGGGGAAGAUCAGAACUUUUGACAUUAGGCUUAAUUUUCAAGUUAGCGGGGGUUUAAUUGGGGGUGGAGGUGAUUUUAACAAAUUCUGUACAAAGUUGAGAAUAAUGGACACUGGCAGAUCAGAAGUCCAUCUAACUAACUAACAACAUGUUUUAUUGAAGUUGCUAAGCCUGUCGUGACAUGCAAUGAGUCCAUUUAUCUUAAGGUAAAUAAAAAUGAGGGCGGUAAUUUUCACGGCUGCGGAAUGUCACCGCGUGCGUGCGUGCAUACAUUUGUGUGUGCGUGUUGAUGACAUAUAAGACUCCAGUUCUUUUAACCGAUAUUUAUUGGUCAUCAGCAUGCUGUAGAAUUACAGUUUGGACAUACAAAAUAAGAAACAUAUCUAUAAUAAACAAACGUUAGCAUUGCUACAUUUAGACUAAUAGGGAAAAAAGACAAUCUACUGUACUUUAACCGGCUACAAAACAUUGGCAGUCAUCUCCAAAAGCAAACCUGCGGUUAAAAGGUGACACUUCAAACAUGAAAAAUCGCUGGUUAACAGCAUUUGCAAACAAAAAAAUGAAAAAUAAAAAUCUAUUAGUGACACCACAAGCAAUGACAAAAAGCUUACGGUGAACAUUUCAAAGUAAACGUCACGUCAUGUUCGUCAUAUACAGUAAAUAACGAUUUCUGGACUUAAUCCCACAUACUUCAGAAUUGAUACUAUUAUAUAUAUACUAUAACACUACAGAAUUCUUAUUCUACACUAAAAUAACACCCUUUAUGAAAAAUAUGAUUGGCAACGAUUAAUUAUAGUUAUAAUACGAUUUUAUAUCGUAGUAUAGCUACUAUAAUAAUAAUGCUAGAUUUUUUUUUUUUUUUUGAGACUUGUUUUGAAUAAUGUUUGAAAGGCAAAGUCAGUGUUCUCAAUCUGUUUACAUUCCAUUCUUUUGCACUAGUAAAUGCCAUCAGCAUUUUACCUCAUUGUUUAUGUGGGAUUAAUUAUUGUUAUUUACAUGUUUAUUUGUACUUUAUUAAAGAAUUUAAAUGUUCCAAAAUGUUUUGGGAAUGAAUAAGAGUCAACAAACAUUUCAUUGCUAAAAUUAAAAAAAAAAAAAAAAAAAAUUAUUAGAUUAAUAUAUCCAACUAAUCGUAAAAUUAGUCGGCUGACUAACCUGGGGAAAAUUACUCGUUUGGGACAGCCCUAGUCUACCGGAACAUAAUUCCACCACACCUGUCUCACCUUUGUAACCCCUGACCCAUUUUCAUGCCCGUUAUUAAAUAACUAACAAACUACACAGAAUUUGUUGAAAUAAACUCUACCGACAAAUUAAACCCCAGCCAUGAACAGCCGAGUCAAAGCCCAGAUCUUAAUUCCACUGAGAUGCUCUAGGGUGACUUGAAUCGGGCUAUACAUGCAAGAAACACUCAAACAUCUCACUGCUGAAAGUAUUUUGCGUUGAGGAGUGGGGCAAACUUUCUUCAGACCGACGUUAUUUCAGCCAAAGGGGGGUAACACUAGCUAUUAGGUGGUAGGGUGUCCUAACUUUUUCCUCAGUUAGAAUAUGCAUUUUUGUUGAUAUAUUUGGUUUAAUGAGUAAAACAAUGUUAAUUUUUCUUGUUUACCUGCAAUUAAAUCACUUUUCCAGAGAGAAAAACAAGAUCAGACAUUGAUAUGUGAACAUUUCUUAAUAAAGAACUGAAUAUUUAAUGGGGUGCCAUCAUUUUUUUUUUACAUGACUCUAUGUCUGAUCAUUAAUCGCUCCAUUUUAUCUGAUAUAUCAUCAUUCAAUAACUUUUUUUUUUUGGUAACUUGUUGAGAUAUUACCAGGUAGGUUGGUAAAUUUAAUAAACGAUCAAAUAAUUUCAAAGAAUUCAACAGUAUCCGCUGCAAGGUUAGAAGGCCGUGAACAUGAUGACUUGGGAGAGGUUUUGAAGCCAUCUAUAUCGGAUAAAAUUAGCCAUUCCACUGACGCACUGUGAGGCGUGCAUGUUCUGGUGAUGUGCCACAAGGAAUGCAAGCGCAGUAUUAAUCACGAGAUGCACAUACGUACUCCAGCUUUACAGCAAGGAGCAUGGCCAGAGCGGAUCGCCUUGGAUAAGCUAUACAAGAAUGGGCAUUCAGCCACAAAGCGGGUCGGCUCAUGACAUAUCAUCCCAGAAUUGACGCCUUUUGCAAGGCGCGUUGGCUCUGUGUCUCCACUCUCCUGUUCGUUCACUUACUCACGUUGCAGUGAAUAUGAUUUCAUCCUGUCAACAAACUCUUUAGGUGUUACAGGAAACACGAUAAAAACAAUAGCAAUAAAACUUGUUUUAAUUUAGUUGGCCAUUCAUAUUUGUAAUCUUACCACCAGAUGGAUCCUAACUGCAUCAUUUCCUAUGACAUGACAUUUAAUAAUUAUCUGGAAAAACAGUUUUAACAGUUUCUU
Messenger RNA from Corythoichthys intestinalis (scribbled pipefish), 4284 nucleotides. Its product is annotated as gastrula zinc finger protein XlCGF57.1-like. The record is from RefSeq and is a predicted model, not a curated record. Gene Ontology annotation, cellular component: nucleus. NCBI's taxonomy places the organism in Eukaryota, Metazoa, Chordata, Actinopteri, Syngnathiformes, Syngnathidae. Gene Ontology annotation, biological process: regulation of transcription by RNA polymerase II. The annotation marks the transcript as partial. Gene Ontology annotation, molecular function: DNA-binding transcription factor activity, RNA polymerase II-specific. The transcript has a single exon.